UAGAAAUAUCACAAUCCAAAGGAUAGGAGUACAUGACUUUUUUCAAAUGUACAUAAUGUGCAACUGUAUGACACAUAAAAAAAAAUCAGAUCAUUUAACAAUAUCAGUGCAGAAAAACAGAUGUGCAAUAACAGCAGAGAUGUUUUCUAAAAAUCUGUCAAAACAGAAUUUUACUACUUCACUAUUUCACUGGACGUGUUCAAAAAUUGAAGUGAUUAUGCUGACAUGGAGUCUCUGAAGUUUGUUAUUUAAAAACAUUAGCUUAUUUAUGAAAAGAAAUUAUGUAGAGUUUUUCCAGUUUGUUUUGGGUGGGAUGGAAACGCAGCACAGGCAGUUCAAAACGCCGCGCUGCUUUAUUCUGCUUGUGCGGAAAACAGUAAUGACCUGGCGCAGAAAGGUGCGCCAUUUAGGCAAGAAGCGGCGCACACCUGGAUAUUCAGUUUUGAAUGUUUGAUUUGGUGCUCCAUGUCCUGUCCCUAUCUUGGCACCUUCACUUGCACAAGUUUGUGCCGUCCUCCUAUCGGCCCCUUGCCAGCGGGGCCCUGCAGGGGCAGCUGCUCUAAUCGGUGCGGUUCGAUUUCCUGUCCUUCGUUUUGUUGGUAAAGUCGAUCACCGUAAACGAGAUCAGAUUGACAGGAUGCAAGAGAGAAAUCCUGCUUUCCUUCUCUCGUUAUUUUUAUUUUAUUUUAUUGUUUGUUUCUUAUUCUCUUAUUUAUUAUGAUUUAAUCCGUGUUCUGCUGGUUUCCGCCUAAAAGCAGAUCAUUUCUUCUUCCACCAUCACCUCCAGCAGCUCCGCGCCUGACAGUCUGGCUCUCACCCCUGAUUUGCUAAUCUGUGCGUCAUGAUCUGUGUCCGGCGCAAACAGCCGAAGUGCAACAUGAAACUGCGUCACAUAACAGACAGCUGAUGAGCAGAGCGGCACUGUGGCGCUCUGCUCACUCCGAUAAGGUUUCUCAAAUCGUCUCGCACACUUUGUGUAAUUUACAUGAGCUAUCACGGAAGAAAAAUUUGAUUUUUAUUUUCCCCCACCUCUUUAUGUUCUAAUUGAAGCUCUGCACCGCGGGGUGCGCCUCCGCGUUUCCUCUGGCCCCUGCCUCCACCUCACUCCUGCUUCUCUGAUUGAGUAAGUGAGAGGCUGGUGAAGAGCGUCACCGCUCCUCCGGCUCUGAUGGACUGAUGGACUGAUGGACUGACCCGUGAGGACUCGGCGGCGACUCGGAAGAACCUGAAAAAAAAAAAGAAAGCAAAAACAAUUUCUAACUUUUAAAUCUAGUCAUCAUCUUCUGCUCAUUCGGGACUGUUUUGUCGUCACGAAAGCGGGACAGAGGUGAAACGCUCAGUUAAAAACUGAGGUGAGUGGAAAAAGAAGCGGAAGAGACGUGACUAGAGAGCGGGGCCCCCCGCUGCGGCUUUCUGCUGUCUACCUGCCGCCACUCAGCGGGCGGUCGGCCUCGGCGACACCUGUCCGAGCCGACACCUGGCAGACGGGAUGGACGCCUGCGCGCAUGCUCUGUUGUCAUGUGAAAGUCUCUUAAAACGCUCGGGAUGUCAGUGGCUCAGAUCAAAUCUGUAAACAGGACGCCAGCCGCCGGGUCGCCUCCUUCUGCUCAGCAGCUGGAUCCCCGUCAUUAACCCUCGCUGUCUCUUCUCCCUCCCCAUCACCCCCUGCACCACACACAACACACACACACACUUGCACACACACAACACCACACAACACACACAUACACUAAAGAUGCCCCGCUCCUUCCUGGUAAAGAGUAAGAAGGCGCACAGCUACCACCAACCGCGGACUUUGGAAGAUGAUUACAGCAGGCUGGACACGAUACUGGCUGACAUCUGUUCAGAUACCGAUAAACUCCCGGAGGAGGACGCCGACCUUUCGGCUGACAGCUACGGCCUCUCUCCGGCCUCCCACCCGGGCGAAGCUGCGGACUUCUCCCCCGGGUCUCCGCUGAGCUGCGCCGACAGUUUGUGCGCUCGCUCCGCGGACUAUGAGGACUUCUGGCGGCCUCCGUCCCCAUCCGCGUCGCCUGUUGACUCCGAAAAAUCGCUUUCUCCCCUGGUGGGUGAAACUCAGCCCUUCACCGUCCCUUUCCGGCCGUACGCCUGGAGCAGCUACCCGGGGCCAGGGCCGGGGCCGGAGGUGCGGCGGCCCAUGGCGCAGCGGAGCCUCCAUGCCGGCCUUGAGGUGGACGCCAGCCCGGCGGUGUUGGCGCUCUACGCGGACAGGAGCUGCCACCCGGCCGUGUUUGCAGAACGGGCCCUGGCGGAGGAGCCUUACGGAGACUACCGGAGGCAGGCUGCCGCGCUGCUGUUCCCUGAAGCGGGCCUGCACGGGAAGGCGGCCGAUGGGAAGGCCCGGCCCGACCUGCUCUGCCCCAGCCUCAUUCUGAACGGGGCGUACAAGUGCGUCAAAUGCGGGAAGGUGUUCUCCACCCCGCACGGGCUGGAGGUCCACGUCCGCAGAUCGCACAGCGGCACGAGGCCUUUUGCGUGCGACAUUUGCGGCAAAACGUUCGGCCACGCCGUGAGCCUGGAGCAGCACAAAGCCGUGCACUCUCAGGAGAGAAGCUUCGACUGCAAAAUUUGCGGCAAAAGCUUUAAGCGCUCCUCCACGCUAUCCACGCAUCUGCUCAUCCACUCGGACACUCGGCCCUACCCGUGUCAGUACUGCGGGAAGAGGUUCCACCAGAAGUCCGACAUGAAGAAACACACAUUCAUCCACACAGGCGAGAAGCCGCACAAAUGCCAGGUUUGCGGGAAAGCGUUCAGCCAGAGCUCCAAUCUGAUCACGCACAGCAGGAAACACACCGGAUACAAACCGUUCGGCUGCGACCUGUGCGGGAAAGGCUUCCAGAGGAAGGUGGACCUGAGGAGGCACAAAGAGACACAGCACGGACUGAAGUGAGACUGAAGACCGAGCUGCGGUCCGGCCUUCACUCCGGACUGGACAGAGACAGAGCUGGAGGAAAACAGCUGUUGUUCCCCCCCCCCCCCCUUCCUUUUCUCGGCACAUACUUUCUUCCAUUUUUAAUGAACUGAAAAUUCAAGACAAUUUGGAUCCCAUCGACUUGGUAUUUUUUUAUUAUUUUUUUUUUAUUUUAUCCUAUUUUUCUUAUAAUUUGUAUUAUUUAUAGGUGCGGUGAAAAAACAUGAGCAACACUAAUGACAGCAUCCUUCCGUGCUUUUCUUUUUAGAUCUCCCCUCUGCCCCCCUCUUCUCCUCCCCUUUAAUUUCUUUUCUAAAGCCAGAGAUAAGCUGUGAGCUGUGGAGGAAAAAGGAGAGAGAAACAUGGCAGAUGUGUUCAGAUAAAGCAUGAUUUAAAUAACUCUGUUAAACGGACAAUAAACGCACCUGAUAAAGAUCUGCUCUUUCUGCAAAGUCUGGAGGUGUUGUUGUUUUCAUCUGGCAGAGAUGAGGGCAAAACACACUCUCUCUCUCUUUCUCUCUUUUUCUGUUUCUCUCUCUCUUGCUCUCUCUCUCUGCCAGCUGCAGGGAUCUGCUCUAUUGUUCUGUCAGAAGAAAUGCUGAUUUUAUUGUUAAAAUAAACACAAAUGAAAUUCUAGUUGAGGAUCAUUAUCGCUAUAAAUUAAAUUGAGAAGACAUAAAACAUGUACGAAAUGAAUAACCCAGUCA
Molecule: messenger RNA, 3639 nt
Organism: Gambusia affinis (western mosquitofish)
Lineage: Eukaryota; Metazoa; Chordata; Actinopteri; Cyprinodontiformes; Poeciliidae
Gene: gfi1ab
Product: growth factor independent 1A transcription repressor b
Exons: 6
Coding region: 1736-2911 (391 amino acids)
Cellular component (GO): nucleus
Source: RefSeq, a predicted model, not a curated record